CUCUAGGCUACACUCGCACUUUGACCGAAACACAAACCUAGAGCCUCUCUUAUAGUACGUGACAAAUACCUCAGCCGCUUGUCGUACACUCCUCUCCCCUCGACGGUUAGAUAGACUGCAACUCGCACCGCACGACCUGACUUUUUCUCCCCGCCAUCCCUGCCCACCAACCCCGCCAAUCUGCCCAUCAUAGGCCGCCGACGCCGCGAGAAACAUCCCAAGGGCCGGCCCAACUCCAACCGGCCGCGCAAGAAGAUGGGUAACGAGGAGUCGACGAUGCUGGACGACAGCGUCCAGCCCAAGACGCUCGAGUCGCGCUCGCUGGAGGCCAUUGCUGAUUACAUCAAAUCCGGCGAUGUGAAAAAGAUUGCCGUCAUGACCGGCGCCGGCAUCUCCACAGCCGCUGGCAUUCCCGACUUCAGAUCUCCCGGCACCGGCCUCUACGCCAACUUAGCCCGCCUCAACCUCCCCUACGCCGAAGCCGUCUUCGACAUCUCCUACUUCCGCAAGCACCCCGAGCCCUUCUACUACCUCGCCAAGGAGCUCUACCCGGGCAAAUUCCACCCCACCGUCUCCCACGCCUUUAUUGCCCUGCUCGCGAAAAAGGGUCUCCUGCAGAUGAACUUUACACAAAACAUCGACUGUCUCGAGAGACGCGCCGGCGUGCCGGACGACAAGAUCAUCGAGGCGCACGGCAGCUUCGCCACCCAGCGCUGCAUCGAGUGCAAGGACCCCUUCCCCGCCGACCGGAUGGAGAAGCACGUCCAGGACGAGAACGUGCCCAAGUGCGAUUCCUGCGGCGGGCUCGUGAAGCCGGAUAUCGUCUUCUUUGGGGAGGCGCUGCCGGAGGCGUUCCGCGAUAAUACACACCUGCCCGCCGUGGCUGAUUUGAUUGUGGUCAUGGGGACGAGUCUCUCGGUCUAUCCCUUUGCUGGCCUGGCCGAGGCUUCGAAAUCUGGCGUGCCGCGGUUGCUGCUCAACAGAGAACGGGUGGGACAGAUGGGUCGCAGAGCGGAUGACGUUGUUGAAUUGGGGACGUGCGAUGCUGGGGUCCGUAAGCUUGCUGCCCUGCUUGGCUGGGGCGAUGAGCUAGAGGCGCUCUGGCGCGGUAUCGUGGGCGAAAAGGAGGCCGAGAGGCAGCUUGCGUCAGCGGCUGGCGAACGCGAGGAUGAUUUGGAGGAGGAGAUUCGGAGAGUUACCGAGGGCGUCGACACGGCGCUCAAGCUCGACGACAACAAGGACGAGGAAAAGGACGAGGAAAAGGACGAGGGUGCCACGGAAGAUACCAAGGAAACGGAAGAAGUCGGCUUUCCUUUACGGCAAGACGGCGGAAGCGACACCGAGGACGCGCAGAAGAGCAUCCCCGAGGGCGUCGUGCAGAGAAUGUCAAAGGCGAUCCAGGGGCAAGGGGGCGAGAUUGGCACGGACAUCAAGGACGAUCGCGGCCGCGAGGGGAGAACCGUCAACGGAUCCGAAGGCGCACCGCAGGACGCAAAGGACUUCCGGAUCGAGGCCAAGAAGAAGAUUCAGCUUGCGGCGCAGGGGGCGGCCACCCCUCUCGACGAGGUUGCCAUCGUUUUCGACGCUUCUGCUCCUGUGGCUGAGAUGAAGCACGAGGACCCCAAGAGCUCUGAGUUGCUGAGUGGGGUUUCUCGGUAUGAGGAGACGACCGCGCCUGCUGCUGGUGUGGACAAGGAGUCGGCGGUGGGUGCGAAGGCUGAGUCGGCUUCUGCUUCUGCGACGGCACAAGAAGCCCCUGGGAGUGUAGAGAAAGAGGAGAAGUCUUCAUCUGGUGAUUCCAAGUUAUGAUCUUCCACCGACGAUACCUACUCCUAGUCUCCUUUGAACAUUACAUCACACAGUCACAGCCGCACCUUAGAUAGCGGUCAAGUCUUCUAUAUCUCGCUUAUACCCACAUCGCGGAUUCGCGUUGGUUACACUCCAUGCCUCUGUUUUCAAGUGGUAUAUGGAUAUCUAUAUCUCGUCCCUGUUCUGAUCCGUUCUUCCACGUGUGUAUGAUGACUACUUAUUAACGAUCUUUGAUUCCUAGACGUGUAAGGAAGACUUCUUGCGUUUCGAUUUUAAGAAGAGAAUAAAAACAUCUAAAAAGGUCAUCGAUAGGGAAUCGAACAAAAGGUCAAGUUGACAGUGGCUCGAGGACUUUCAAGUUAAUACAAAGACCCCCCCAUCACACCCCUCGGCCAC
This is a messenger RNA of Colletotrichum scovillei, 2205 nucleotides long. Its product is annotated as ATP synthase F0. Bases 256 to 1809 code for a protein of 517 amino acids. The transcript is spliced from 2 exons. The record is from RefSeq and is a predicted model, not a curated record. Lineage: Eukaryota; Fungi; Ascomycota; Sordariomycetes; Glomerellales; Glomerellaceae. Gene Ontology annotation, molecular function: NAD+ binding.